Molecule: messenger RNA, 370 nt
Organism: Ipomoea nil (Japanese morning glory)
Lineage: Eukaryota; Viridiplantae; Streptophyta; Magnoliopsida; Solanales; Convolvulaceae
Product: rho GDP-dissociation inhibitor 1-like
Exons: 2
Coding region: 106-348 (80 amino acids)
Biological process (GO): Rho protein signal transduction
Cellular component (GO): cytoplasm
Molecular function (GO): Rho GDP-dissociation inhibitor activity; protein binding
Source: RefSeq, a predicted model, not a curated record
CAGUUGCCUCUUUCCACAGCUCUUUCUUGAAUGGAACUGUGGAGGGCACUUCCUGUAACCUUAGUAUACUGAGAUUCUCAAGGAGACCAAGUUUUCAGGAGAGAAAUGGAGGCUGGACCAUCAUUUUGUGGUGAAGAAGUGGAGAACCAGAAGGUGGCAGAAGACAAGGGAGAUAGCUUGGAGGAGGAUGAGCAUCAAGAAAGCAUCACAAGCUUUACCCUUGGUCCUUUGCUUUCUCUUAAAGACCAAAUUGAGAAAGACAAGGAGAAUGAGAGUCUGAGGAGGUGGAAAGAAAAGCUGCUGGGAUGUCUGGAAAGUGACUUGAAUGGUUUGUAUCUAAGGGUCUGAAUCUCAUAUUUUACAAAUUUGG